This is a messenger RNA of Hyaloscypha bicolor E, 342 nucleotides long. RefSeq lists its product as uncharacterized. The transcript is spliced from 2 exons. The record is from RefSeq and is a predicted model, not a curated record. The annotation marks the transcript as partial. NCBI's taxonomy places the organism in Eukaryota, Fungi, Ascomycota, Leotiomycetes, Helotiales, Hyaloscyphaceae.
CAAAUUAAGAAUACUACUAGAGAACUGAGAUUUGUAAAGCUAGUAAAGAAAUUCUUAUAUUUAAUUAUUUUUAUAAAUGCUUUAUUUAUAAAUAAUAGAAAUUUUUUUUCCCAAAUCGGAUAUAUUCUAAGAGUUACUAGAAGUAUUCUAGCUUCGGAACUUUAUAAUAUGGCUUAUAGCUUUAAUAUAGGCGCUUUAGUCAAAUCUAUAAUUAAUAGAAUACUAGAAAUAGAACUAUUAUUAGUAGUCUAUACGGAUUUAAAGUUAUUAUACGAAUAUUUUAUUAAAUUAGAAACUAUUCGAGAAAAGCAUCUAAUAAUUAAUAUAAUAUAUUUUUACUAG